UUCAAGUGUUUCUCUUUUCGGGAUGUUUAUCUCCCUUCUUUUUCCUUUCGGCAUUCUGUAAUUUUCCCCUUUGUCUUUCCACGUUCCAUCACCUCCAAAAUCUCUGUGACUCUCAGAGAGAUUGCUACAUCAGGUUUAUCAUUCCGUUAUUGAAUCCGUCAAAACCUUCGCUUCUUCUUCUUCCCCAUCUCUCUAGCUCUCUCUCUCUCUCUGCAAUGGGACGUAAACUUUGCUAUUUUGCCGUCUCUCUUCUCUGUCUCUUUUUGAGCUCCACCCAGUUGAAACUCAUGGCCGAAGGUAGACCAAUUUCCUCACCUUCAUCCCAGACAGUAGUAAGAGAAGAAAAGGCAACGUUGAGAGCCCAGAUAGGAUCAAGGCCUCCGAGGUGCGAGAGACGUUGCAGCACAUGCGAGCACUGUGAAGCUAUCCAGGUCCCCGCAAAUCCUCAAGCACAAAACGGGCACAGAAACUUUUCCAGUCUCUCAAAUAUUGCAUAUGCAAGAGGCGCUGACAAUUCAAACUACAAGCCCAUGAGUUGGAAGUGCAAAUGUGGGAACUUCAUCUUCAACCCAUAACCAAAUUGCAUUACAGUAAUUUCCAGGCGAAGAGUAAUUAAGAUACCUAUUUUUCAACCCUGUAAAUCAAUCAUAGUCAAGGUAAAGUAAUUUUUGUGUGUGUUUUUUUUUUGUUAGGAUCCUUUUCCCAUGCAAUUCCACUUCCUGUCCCAUGGAAAGAUCAUUAGUUAUUUUCGAAAAAGUACAACGUUAGUGCAUGUUCUUUUUUCUUCUUUUGAUGAUUAUAUAUACACCAAAUCAUAGUUGGUG
Molecule: messenger RNA, 824 nt
Organism: Corylus avellana
Lineage: Eukaryota; Viridiplantae; Streptophyta; Magnoliopsida; Fagales; Betulaceae
Product: EPIDERMAL PATTERNING FACTOR-like protein
Biological process (GO): stomatal complex development; guard cell differentiation
Source: RefSeq, a predicted model, not a curated record